This is a messenger RNA of Lemur catta (Ring-tailed lemur), 445 nucleotides long. Its product is annotated as 60S ribosomal protein L32-like. The record is from RefSeq and is a predicted model, not a curated record. Bases 1 to 387 code for a protein of 128 amino acids. NCBI's taxonomy places the organism in Eukaryota, Metazoa, Chordata, Mammalia, Primates, Lemuridae. Gene Ontology annotation, cellular component: ribosome; cytosolic large ribosomal subunit. Gene Ontology annotation, biological process: translation. Gene Ontology annotation, molecular function: structural constituent of ribosome. The transcript has a single exon.
AUGGCUGCCCUCAGACCGCUGGUGAAGCCCAAGAUCAUCAAAAAUAGGACCAAGAAGUUUAUCCAGCACCAGUCAGACCGAUAUGUCAAAAUUAAGCAUAACUGGCGGAAACCCAGAGGUAUUGACAACAGGGUUCGGAGAAGAUUCAAGGGCCAGAUCUUGAUGCCCAACAUUGGUUAUGGGAGCAACAAGAAAACAAAGCACAUGCUGCCCAGUGGUUUCUGCAAGUUCCUGGAAGUGUUGCUGAUGUGCAACAAAUCUUACUGCGCAGAGAUUGCUCAUGAUGUUUCCUCCAAGAACCACAAAGCCAUUGUGGAAAGAGCAGCCCAGCUGGCCAUCAGAGUAACCAAUCCCAAUGCCAGGCUGCGCAGUGAAGAAAAUGAAUAGACAGUGCAUGUGCACAUUUUAUUUGUGUUUGAAUAAAACCAUAAAAACUGCAAAAAAA